GCGAGGGGCCCCCGCCGGGGGCGGAGGCGAGCGCCGGCCGGCGGCGCAGCGUGCUGACCUCGCAGAUGCUCCCCGAGGCCCCGCGGGCCGCCGCGGCCGCGGAGCCCGGCGCCGCUCGUGCCCCGGCCCGCUCGUCGGCCUCGGCCGCAGCGCUGCUGCCCUUGGAGCGCUGCGUGGCGGCAAUCGACAUGGAUUGCUUCUACGCCCAGUGCGAGGAGCUCCGCCGCCCAGAGCUCCGCGGCAAGCCCGUCGGCGUGCAGCAAAAGAUGCUCGUGAUCACCUCGAACUACGCCGCCCGGGCCUUCGGUAUCCAGAAGGGGGACUCCCUGCGAGUUGUGAGGGAGAAGUGCCCCGGCAUCGUCAUUUGCAACGGCGAGGAUCUUUCCUUUUACGAGGAGGUGUCCAAGCGCGUGUUCGAUGUUGCGUCCAGAUGGUCUAAGAAGGUGGAGAAGCUCGGGCUCGACGAGGUGUUCGUCGAUCUCACCGAGUUAGUCGCCGAGCGGCUGGCAUCCCUCCAGCGCGACCCAGGUAGCGUGCCGAGGCUGGUGCAGACAGGGCAGCUGUACCCGGCGAAGGGGACCGACGAGGGCGAUCCCGAAGACCCCGGCGUGUCGCAUCUCGCGAUGACGGACUGGCGGGCCAUGGGCGACGAGGACCGCUGCCGCGUGAGGCUCAGCGUCGCAUCGGAGCUGUGCGCCGAGCUCCGCGCCUCUAUCCGACAAGACGUGGGCCUCACCUCAUCCGCGGGCGUGAGCGUGUCCAAGCUGCUUGCCAAGCUGGUUGCGUCCUGGAGGAAGCCAGACCAGCAGACGGUGCUCCUGCCCACGGCGGAGCGGCUGGCGAGCCUGCUUCCCGACCACCUGCCGGUCCAGAAGAUCCCGGGCAUCGGGUUCUCCUCAACGCAGAAGUGCCACGACAUGGGCAUCGUGACGAUCGAGGACUUCAUCGUCGCUUCCGACCCCGCCGGGGCUGGCAGCAGGCGGGGCCUGUUGCUGGGCAGGUUUGACGAGAAGGCGGUUGCGGGGAUGCGUGCCCUGUGCCUCGGCGUGGACGCGAGCGAGGUGAAGCCGACUGGACCCCCGAAGAGCUGCUCCGCGGAGGACUCGUUCUGGGCGUCGCCGCUGCGAUCCGACGCGGAGGUUGCGAAGCACCUCGAGGCUCUGGCGCGGAAGCUCCUGGUCAAGGUCCGAGCGGACGAGCGGCACCACGGCUGCCGAAGCAUCCCGACGCUCGCGGUGAGCCUGCGCCACGCGCCUCGCAGCGACAGCUCGGACGACACCGCGCGGCGCGAGCGGAGGCAGAUGCACCUCGACGGCGGUCUGCGCAUCGCGAGCGGAAGCGCAGCGGGCUCCACGGGCACGACGACGAUGGGCGCUGGCCCGAGCGCCGCCUGCAGCGAGGCCGCGCCUUCGGCCUUGCUGUCGGAGGCCGACGGCCUCAAGGCCCGGCAGGUGGCGGAGCGGGCCUUCGGCCUGUUCCGGAAGAUGGUGCCCAGCGAGCCGUUCGCGCUGCACAUCCUCAGCCUGCAGGUGCAGUUCGACGAGGCCGUGCCGCUUUCCCAGCGCCUCCUGCAGUUCGCACCCCGCGACGAGGCAGCUUCCGGCGUGGCGGCCGCUGCAAACGGCCUGCCGCAGGCAGCCGGCGCUGGCAGCCCCGUCGCACGCGACCGGAGGGCUUCUGCCAGCGUGGCGGCACCCGAGGGUUCCUGCGGCUCCCCCGGGGCGGCGAUCGCCAGCGGCAGGGGGCCAGGCAAGCGUCCACAGGCAGCAGAGUUCUUCAGCCAGUCGCGCCUCAGCUUCAUCGGCUCGUGGCGCGCCCGGUUCAGAAAGUUCAUGAAGGAGCUGCUGGAGGUCGAGGCGGGGGCGCGCUCCAGAGGUGUGUCCGCAGAUUUUUCCACGGAGCUGCGAGAGUUGGCUGCGCAGGGCGAAGCUUGCACAGACGGCCGAUUGGCUUGCACCAACUUCCUCCACAUCGACAUGGACUGCUUUUUCGUCUCCGUCGCCCUCGGCGGCCCGUCCGCCGCCCCAGCCGCGGUGACGUCUGGGCGUGGGGACACGUCCGAGGUCUGCAGUGCCAACUACGCCGCCCGAGGGCACGGGAUCUGUGCCAACAUGUUCCUCAAAGAGGCGAGGGCCAGGUGCCCAGAGCUCGACGUCAUCCCGACGACGCCGGAGCUUUUCGAUCAGUUUGCGCAGACGUCGCGAGAGGUCUACAGGAUCCUCCUGAGCGUCACUGAGCGAAUCGAGCCGCUCUCGUGCGACGAGAUGUUCCUCCAACUCACUGGUGCCGAAGGGCCGCGCUACCCGCCGGUCGGCCUGGCCGCGGCCCUCAGAGCGGAGAUUUUGCGCACCACCGGGUGCCCCGCCAGCAUCGGCAUCGGCCCUAGCACCGUCUUGGCGCGCUGGGCCACGCGGCGGGCCAAGCCGCCGGGCGACGGUGUCUACCACACGCCACUGGAGCGCGCCCUGGCAGAGCUCGACGCGUGCCCCACGAGGAGCCUCUCGGGCGUCGGCGGCUCCACAGCCACGCGGCUGGAGGCCAUGGGCGCGCGCACCUGCGGCGAGGCGCGGCGGCUGCCCCCGCAGGACCUGCAGAGCGCCUUCGGCGCGACCCUGGGUCUCCACAUCGCAGCGAUGGUGCGCGGGGAGGAUCCGAAAGAGAUGCAGUUCGACGUCAGGCGCAGCUUGUCCGAGAGGCCCAACUCCAUGUCCAGCGAGGUGAACUGGGGCGUGCGGCUGUCCGAGCGCCACGAGGCCGAGGCGAUGGUGGAGGACAUCUGCCGGCAGCUGGCGCGACGGUUGCAGGAGGAGGAGCCGCAGCUGCUCGCUGGGACCGUGCGCCUCACCCUGCGCGUGCGGCAGCCGGGCGCUCCCGAGCCCACGAAGGCAGGAGGGCACGGACUGUGCGACCUGUGGUCGAGGAGCGAGCGUCUGCCGGGCGCGGGCUCCCACGAUGCGGCAGCGUUGGCGCAGGCUGGGCGGCGGCUGUUAGCUGCGUGCGGUGCGCCAGUGGCCGAGCUGCGCGGCGUGGGCGUGUCGGUGGGGCGGCUGGCGGAUGCCUCGCAGGGCGGCGGCACCAUCUUGCGCUGGCUCAAGAAAGAGCCCGCCGAGGGUGCCGAAGGCGAUGUGGCCGCUGCUGCAGGCGGGGCGGUGUCAGCAGCGCCCCUCGACUCGGUCUGCGUCUCGGACGGCUCCGACGAAGACAUGCCGCCCGCUUCCGCUGGGCGCAGGGCUGCGACGGAGGCCUGCGGCGAGGUGGCACCAGACGCUGCCAAGGCCCUGGCCGCGAUGGGCUUCGCAGCCGUGGACGCGGCAGAGGCUCUUAGGGCUGUUGGUGGCGCAGACCUGCAGGUGGCCGUGGAAUGGCUGCUCGAGCGAGCACGCGACGCUGGCCCAAGGGCGGCAGCAGCAGCGGCAGCGGUCGCGCCUCCGCAGGCGCGCGAGGCCCGCCGCGUGAGCGGCGCGGGGCAGCGGCGCAGUUCGGUUCCGUCCGCCUCGCAGGCCGAUCUCUGGAGGUUCGCGGCCAGGGUGUCAGGGCAGCCGCUGGAGCCCGCAGAUCCGAUCUGCAUAGACUGACUGGCUCCCGCGCGCGGCGGGACAGUGAACCUGUUGCGAUGGGCCUGCCAGCGUUCCACCUGGUGCCCAGUGAGUGGCCGCCCGUGGGCGCCCCGCGCGUUGAGUGGGUCUGCCGGAGUCGCCCAGUGCCCGCUCGUGGCCACCCGUGGGCGCCCGGCGGGCGUCCCGUUGGCGGCCAGCCGCCAGUGGGCGCCUCGUGGGCGCCUGCAGAGCUUGCACCACGUAGAUGGCACCACAUCGAUUGCACAGCAUAGCAAGCAGCUAGCGCCACAUGGCUCGCGACGCAUCGAUUUUCCUG
Molecule: messenger RNA, 3873 nt
Organism: Prorocentrum cordatum
Lineage: Eukaryota; Dinophyceae; Prorocentrales; Prorocentraceae
Source: the annotation of a GenBank genome assembly